CUCAGCGGGACUGGCAUUAGGAGGACUACAAGUAAAGACCGAGGGAGCGCCAGUUCGGACACGGACUUCAGCCCUGAGCAGCAACUUCAUCCAACACAGAUCUGCACUUAAACAAAAAAAAAAGCACCGCAAGAUGGCACAAGUUCUGGACAUCGAUCGCUGGAACCUGGAGUGCGAGUUUAACAACACGGACCAUCGCACCGAUCUCAAUGGCGUAGAUCGGCUCAUUGUGCGGAGAGGCCAGCCGUUUACAAUCAGCCUUUAUCUCCGCAGUGGAAGCUUCCAGCCGGGAACCAGCUCUCUGGACUGCGCUGCAGAAACAGGUCCUCAACCGUCUGAGCAGUAUGGCACCAGGGCCUCCUUCGGUCUGUCCCCCAGUAUUGACACUUCCCGCUGGAGUGCUGCUGUCACCAGCCCUCCCGGGGACAUGGUGGCCCUCUCUGUGUGCUCUUCCCCCAACGCACCUAUAGGUCGCUACACCCUGACCCUUGGCCGGUCAGCGAGGAUCGAGUUCAUUCUGCUCUUCAACCCCUGGUGCUCAGGAGAUGCAGUAUAUAUGGACAGUGAGCAGAAAUUGGCGGAGUAUGUCCUUUCUCAGGAUGGACUCGUCUUUCAAGGAAGCUACAAACAUCCUAUAGCUACUCCCUGGAACUUUGGCCAGUUUGAAGGUGGAAUCCUGGAUAUCUGCCUGCGGAUUCUGGACACGAAUCCUAAAUAUUUGCGUAAUCCCGGCAAAGACUGUUCAGGGAGAAGAAAUCCCAUCUAUGUGUCCCGUUUGCUGAGUGCUAUGAUAAAUUGCAAUGACGACAAAGGGGUGUUACUGGGAAAAUGGUCAGAUGGCUUUGAAGGAGGCGUGAGCCCCAUGUUUUGGCGCGGCAGCGUGGAGAUCCUACGCAACUGGGACACGCAAGCUUGUCAGCCCGUUCGUUAUGGACAGUGCUGGGUGUUUGCAGCAGUGGCGUGCUCCGUUUCCAGAGCCCUGGGUAUACCCUGCCGUGUUGUGACCAACUUCCUGUCUGCACACGACACCAACAACAACCUGGUUAUUGAGCGCUAUAUCAAUGAAAAGGGGGAACUCAUCCGAUCCAAAGAAAUGAUCUGGAAUUAUCAUUGCUGGGUGGAGAGUUGGAUGACCAGGCCUGACCUUAAGCCUGAGUUCAACGGCUGGCAGGCCAGUGAUCCCACACCUCAGGAAAAAAGCGAAGGCGUGUACUGCUGCGGCCCCAUCCCUGUCAGGGCCAUCAAGGAGGGCGAGCUCAUGUCCAAAUAUGACGCGUCCUUCGUCUUUGCUGAGGUCAAUGCUGAUGUCAUCACGUUCAUGAAGAAAAAGGACGGCAGUACAUCCAAAGUAACUACCACUACAUUUGUGGGCCAGAAAAUCAGCACCAAAAGCGUGGGGAGUGACAACAGAGAGGACAUCACUCAUCUGUACAAGUACCCUGAAGGAUCUGAUGAAGAGCGAGAGGCUUUCAAAAAGGCCGACCAUCAAAACAAGCUGGUCCAGGAGCAGCAGCAGGGUGGAGGGCUUCACAUCGCUAUCAAAGUGACAUCAGACAUGAAGAAGGGUUGUGACUUUGACGUUUUUGCCGUCGUCACGAACAACACGAACACUGACAAGAAAUGUCGCCUGCUGUUCGGAUCCUGUGCUAUGUCCUACAAUGGGGUUAUGGGUGCCAACUGUGGCUUUAAAGACCUGCUCAAUGUGGAGCUCGCACCAGGUGGAGAGAGACGAGUCCCACUAAAGCUGAACUACUCAAAGUACGGUGGCCUGCUCACUGAGGACAACUUAAUCCGCCUGGCAACUCUGCUGAUGGACUACUCUACUGGAGAGUCAUUCCUGGCAGUGAGGAAUAUUGUCCUGGACAAUCCAGAAAUCAAAGUCAGAAUCCUGGGAGAACCAAAGGAGAAUCGUAAGCUGGCUGCAGAGAUCUCCCUCCAGAACCCUCUGCCAGAGCCGCUGGAGAGCUGCUGCUUCAGCAUCGAGGGGGCCAACCUGACUGGGGGACGUGUCAUCUCUGAGAGGUUGGGCUGCACAGUGGGACCCGGAGAAGAUGCCAAAGUUAAAAUCUACUUCACUCCCACCCAUUCUGGGUUGAGAAAGCUGAUUGUUGACUUUGACAGUAACAAGUUGUGUCACGUAAAGGGCUACAGAAAUGUCAUUAUUGGAAAAUAGAACCUUCUCUGAAGUUCAGAAUAAUUCAUUCAUUUCUUUGAAAUAUGCAGUAAACAUGAGCAAAUGAACACUUCAAUACCUUACCUAGAAUGCUUGUUGAAAUUCACCUCACAUCACUCACAUUGUUUCAGUGGUGAUUUUUACAAGCUACCUGUUGUAGCGCUACACUUAAAUGUGACAUUUGUGCUCAUUGAGCAUAAUCAAGUAACUGCAUGCAACACUUUAAAACACACAAUGUAAUGUUGCGUCUCACAGUUGAUUAUUAGCUUUUUAAGAUUUUGCCAUUAUGCACUAUUCAUGCAUCCAUCUAUGUUCUAUACUGACUUCUUCCUAUUAAUGGUCUCUACAGUCUGUUGGACCUUAUCCUAGCUGUCUUUAGGCAGUACACCCUGGACCGGUAGGGAGUCAGCGCCAUGUAUAGAUAAAUUGGACAUGUUUAGGCUCCCUCUGAGGGUCAAUUAGACUAGUGUGCAUGUUUUUGGACUGGGAGGAACUUGGAGCACCCAGAUAAAACCCAUCCAAACACAGAGAUAACUUGCAAACUCCACAAAGAAAGGCUGCAGCUGUGAUUCAAAGCGGGAAGCUUCUGGUUAUUAGGCAACAGUGCUUACCAACAGAUUUCAUUAUGAACAGGCAACUGAAAAAGGGGAUAAAACAAAUGUGCAAAUUGAAAUGUUCAGUUAAUCCAAAAAUAAUUCAGAUAAUAAAUACAACUGAAUGAAAUGAGUCAUUUCUAUUCAGUCUAUUUCAGUGUAAUAUUUAUAAAAUACAAAUUUAUAAAAAGUUGUCUUGCAAAAGAAAACCAUGAAAUUCCCCUGAAUCUUCACUGUAGUUCAGUUGCCCUCCCUGAGCAUCGAUGGGACAGUGAUGCUCAGGAAGAGGGGGAUCCAGAGGAGAGCUCCAGCAGACCUACACAGGAGUUUGCUCCUCUGUCUCAAGAUGGAGACGUCAACAAAUACAGAAGAGCCUCGUCCGGGAUGCCUGCUGUGGAAUAGAAAUGACAACGUAAUCUGAAGAAAUGUUACACGCUUUUGUUGUUUUGUUUUGAUUUUGCAGCUAAGGAAAAACUUUUUGUGUUCAAACGAAUAAAUACAAACAUCAUGUGUAUACUGCUAUUUUCACCGACUGUAUAAUGUGACAAUCUGAAAGUUUACUCUGGCCAAAGGAUGGGUCGAACAAAACCGUAUGACUGUAUAUUAGUUAUUGAAUAAUUAUGAAUAUUAUAGGAAGUGAUGGGAUAAUCUUUGACAGCACUCAAACAUCACAUCAACAUCCUAGCGGAAGAAGCAUCUCCUCUCUGCAAACAUCACUGUAUAUGAAAAUAAUUAUGACAUCCUGUAUUCAUUUUAUAUUGCUUUCCAUAUCAUGUUCUGCUUCCCUCCUUGCACCUACUGUAGGAGACACACGGCAUCAUUUAAUAAGCUUCAGUAUUUGCAAUGUUAAGUUUUAAUAAAAGAUCAUAAUAAACUUUCAUGCAUAAAU
This is a messenger RNA of Cololabis saira (Pacific saury), 3655 nucleotides long. RefSeq names its product transglutaminase 2b (gene tgm2b). NCBI's taxonomy places the organism in Eukaryota, Metazoa, Chordata, Actinopteri, Beloniformes, Belonidae. The transcript has 13 exons. Gene Ontology annotation, biological process: peptide cross-linking. The record is from RefSeq and is a predicted model, not a curated record. Gene Ontology annotation, molecular function: protein-glutamine gamma-glutamyltransferase activity. The coding region runs from base 134 to 2173 and encodes 679 amino acids.